AUGCACAGUCUCGGCCAACAAACUACUGGAAUACAACGAAAAUAUGACGAAAUACAACAUGAUCAAGAAAUCCUGAACAGACUUUUAGAUAAUCUACGAGAAAGUAGCGAUGCUCAAGUUGCGCAGAUCAUAUCGCUGAUUCGCAGCAAUGCUUCGAUGGAGGAGGUGAAGUCCUGCAUCGAGCAAGAAUUGGAUCGACUGAGCCGAUCGGGCCGCGAGCCGACGCCGGAAUUCGUCAUGCUCGAGAUCGAAAUUUGGCGUGAGAGUCAAAUUAACAGACAUCGAUAG
Messenger RNA from Cladophialophora psammophila CBS 110553, 288 nucleotides. RefSeq lists its product as uncharacterized. The record is from RefSeq and is a predicted model, not a curated record. Bases 1 to 288 code for a protein of 95 amino acids. NCBI's taxonomy places the organism in Eukaryota, Fungi, Ascomycota, Eurotiomycetes, Chaetothyriales, Herpotrichiellaceae. The transcript has a single exon.